Molecule: messenger RNA, 3866 nt
Organism: Polyodon spathula (Mississippi paddlefish)
Lineage: Eukaryota; Metazoa; Chordata; Actinopteri; Acipenseriformes; Polyodontidae
Exons: 5
Biological process (GO): cell adhesion
Molecular function (GO): hyaluronic acid binding
Source: RefSeq, a predicted model, not a curated record
UGAGUUUUCAGUGAUAUUGUGUGACUUGUUGUAUUUUUUUAAAAUCACUUACUUGUUUUCACCAAGACAUUAAGUUAUGUUGCUGAUAUUUUUCAUUAUUCAGCCCGUGAUUCAUUCAGUAUUCUGCGAAGUUCCCAGCUGCGAGUACUACUUAAACAGACGUGUGGCUGGUGUAUUUCACUAUGAUCAUCACAGUCGAUAUAGCCUCACAUUCUGGGAAGCCAAGGCUGUUUGUCAAAGGAACUUUGGCGCCACAAUGGCUGACAGACAGCAGAUUUAUACAGCAUACAAGGCGGGACUUGAAGAAUGCCGGGCAGGCUGGAUCUCAUCUGGAGAAGUUGCUUAUCCCAGAGUUAGGCAACAUUGGAGGUGUGGUCAGAACCAAACUGGUGUCAUCACAUAUGGAAUCAGGAAAAAUCUACUAGAAAAAUGGGAUGUAUUUUGUCAUAAAGAUGAUAAUGACUGCUCAGUAUACCGUAUUUUAUUCCCUAAUGCACAAACACCGAAAGAGGUAAAAACAGAAGAGAAUGGUUUUCUGAAAAAUAAUCAUUUGAACGAUAGCUUUACUGCAAGUGAUGGCUUGAAGUAUGUGUCAAUGGCAGCAGCAGAUUUACAGAAUACUCAUAUUGUCCAAGACACAGAACAGUUUGAUCAAAUACAUAUUGAUGCAGCACCUUUAAAUGAUUUUCUGGAAAAAAUUACUCCGACUGAGGGUCCUACUAGGACUACCAGAGGAAAAGAUGGGACCUUACAUUUUCCAACUGUCUUUGAUGAAAAUCAGGCACUUAGAUCUGACAGCCAUACACUAACAGAUGCCCCCCUGCUUUCAACAGAAAACUAUUCAACAACCACAAAACUAGAAGGAAUAACUGAAGAAUACAGCAUUGAAACCAAUAAAAAGCUAACAAAAGACUCAACAUCUUUAAGACAUUGGAGCCUAGCAUCACCUGCAGUGAUUAUAACCAGCAACCAACAAAGCCUAAACAGUCCUGCAAAAAAAGUAGGUGGCAAGGCUUUGAAUAUCUUUUUUGCAAAUACUAUCACUUCCCAGGUAACAGAUGUGCUUUCCUCAAGUACCAGAAUCUCAGAUGCGAGUUACAGAAGUUAUGCAGAACCAAUACAAAUGCAAACAAAUUACACUCUAAGCACCUCCACAAGAGAAGAUGUCCUGCAAAGGACUGAGACUCCAAACCCAAAUAAGUUAAAUAGCAAGAUAGAUACAUCAACAUUAAACUCUACAGCUGCACCAGAGAGCAAAACUACUUUAUUCAUAAGCCAGCAUACUGAAGCAGCCACAAGAAAAGCUAUUUCAGCAUCAGAAAGUUUUGACAGUCAGAGUUCACUGAAAAUAAAAGGACAUGGUGUGCAGAACUCAGCAAAUCAGGUGCUUCCAUCAACUAACAUUAGUAAGUCAGAAGAUCACAACUUGCAUUUGUUGCAAAAGGGAACAGCUGCAUUUAGCACAUCUAUUUUAUCCACCUUACCUACAAAAAAAGAGUUUUCCCUAAAUAACUCAUCACUACCUUAUACAUUUAACCCAACUUUUACAAACCAGGAUAUAGAAUCAAGUAACAGUUUGCACCUGAAAGGAAGUCCUGCUCCCCAAACUACGCAAAUCAACGCUUUACCUGGUUCUGGAUCAGUCACAGCAGUAUUUAAAUCAAUUUUAGCCACCACUGUCAGGUCUGACCAUCAGUCUUUAAAACUAAAUACAGAAAUGGCAGAAAACAAAGAACAGGAAUCAGUUGUCCACCUGCCAGUGGAUUUUACAGAUUCUGCUAGUAAUAUGUCUAUGAAAUAUAAUGAAUCUAUAAGAAAUACACAGUCUUAUGUCUCAACAACAGUAUCUGAUACAAGACAGCUAACACAGUUAAAAACAGCAGAGUUUACAACCUUUGCUGAAAGAUUUUUAUUCAAACCAGUGGAACCGACAAAGAGUGUUUAUUUUUACCUAGCUACUGCUAAACCAAAACACAAAGAAGGAAAUGCAAAUAGCCACACAGGUUAUGCAAUCUAUAUUUCAAAAAACCAAGAAAUAGGAAAUUCAGAGCAAACAGGAAAUACUAAGGAUAAGGCAAAGACAAAAAUAAAUGCUAGUGGUAGGAUAUCUAAAAACAAUGAAAUGAAACCCAGGCUCACUACAGUAAACAAUGAAGCUGAAGAGCUGGUUACACCAAGCUGGCAACAAGUUCCAACAACAGCCAGUUUUAACAGCCACUACUCUGAUGAUCAGAUACUGUAUAAAGAUGGUACACAGGCAACUUUCAUGAGUAAGCAGAACACUGAAAAUACUAUUGCAGCCGACAGAAGGGUACAUUCAAGCACAUCCACUCCUGGUGACAGAAGGCCAACAUUAAAAGCAGCCCAGGGAGCUUCACAUAAUGAAACUUUUUCUAGCGCUCAUCGUGGAUUGUAUGCACACACCCAAGAGCCCCCCAUGCCUGUUGCUGAUCACUUUCAAGAGGUGUCUGAAGACAGGGAAACCUUGCAAAGCAGUACCACGGUUGCUGGUGACCAUUCAAGCAAUAUGGCCACCAGUGCCAGUUUAAAAGCAUUUGAUAACAAUUUUUUCAAGUUCAAUAAAGGUAUUGGAAUCACUGUGAGCAUAACUAAACCAUUCACAGCUAUUGCACACAAUGAAAGUACUAUCAGCAGUACAGAUAAUUCCCCAGGGCCUGUAUCAGAGCACAAAGGAACUGGUAGUGUGUCACCUUUGCCAGUGUUUAACAACAGAGGGAUCACUUCUAAAGAUGCUGAGGCACUGUAUAAAAUACACAGAGACCGUAUGAGUUUGUCAAAAGAUAAUACAAGUGCAACUGUACGGGAUGAAGUUAUUGUAAGAACUUUAAAUCAUUACAAGCAGUCUUCAUCAGCAAUAUUUAGUGACACUCCUACAAAGAAUCCUGAACUUGAUGAUCAAUCUGUUAUUUCUCGCCCAAGAUAUAUAGAACAAGAGCUCACACUGACACAUGGCUCUUUCCCAUCCAAACUAUCAUCACAGGAAAUCCUGGAUGGGAAAACAGCAGAGAAUAUUUCCACUAUGAGAUCGAGAGAAGAUUCAAGACCUGAUGUGUCUACUCUGAAUGUGGUUAAGAAAGGGAACAUACCGCUUGAGACCACAUUUAAAAGAUUGGACACUGUUAACAGCAAUACAGAACAUAUUCAACUGUCAACAUACUGGGAUAUAACCCCAAUCACAACUGUACCUGUGACAACAGAAGAUAGCCCUCAUCUUUCAGAAGAGUCAGCAACUAAACAAAGUCACAAAGGGGACAGUGAAUUCCAGGCUGGUAAUGAUGAAAUUAAUGUCUGGGGGCGCAAUCCCCCAUGCAGCGCUCAGGCUGGACAAAGCUCUGAUCAAAGCGAACUCUUACGUGAUACCAGGAAUCACCCACCGACUUCCUUCCUGGGGCCCACCUAUGUUAUCGCCUUGCCCUGCUCCACCUCCUUGCAUUUCUGUUGGACCGUCAAAUGCCCCACCAUGGGCACCCUAUCCCCUGCUCUCUACCCUUUGUGUGGUGGGGUUCUCAGGGGAGUGAUGGGAGAGUUCCAGAGCCCCGGGUUUCCUCAGUCUUAUCUGAGUGACAUGGACUGCACCUGGGUGAUUGAAGCACCAGUCGGACACAUCGUCCACUUGGACUUUCACUCCCUGGUCCUGGAGGAGCACCGAACCUGCCAGUAUGACUAUGUGAUUGUGUACGAUGGCAGAGGAGCUUCAGAGCAGGAGCUGGGCAGGUUUUGUGGCUCAGAAGUGCCCCCGCAGCUCAGAGCAACAUCCAAUGCUAUGAUGGUGGUCAUGAAGAGCGACUCCUCUGUGGAACUAGAUGGUUUCUCAGCCCAGUUCAGUACUGUUAAAUCACAAGCAG